Molecule: messenger RNA, 3293 nt
Organism: Culicoides brevitarsis
Lineage: Eukaryota; Metazoa; Arthropoda; Insecta; Diptera; Ceratopogonidae
Product: ribosomal protein S6 kinase 2 beta-like
Exons: 4
Coding region: 311-2788 (825 amino acids)
Biological process (GO): intracellular signal transduction; peptidyl-serine phosphorylation
Molecular function (GO): ATP binding; magnesium ion binding; protein serine/threonine kinase activity
Source: RefSeq, a predicted model, not a curated record
ACAUCAAAAAAUUCGUGUCCAGUGAUUUUUGUGAAUUUUCCCUGUAAUUUUUCGUCAUAAAGUUAACAUUUGCAUCGUGAAGCAACGCAACGAGCCUCCGCACAAACAGGCCUACAAAAGCGAAUUUCAAUGCCGACUAAUUAGCGGACUAUUACAUAAAAUAAAAGAAAUGAUUAAUUUCGCUUCCGAUGGUGCAAAUUUCAAUUAAGUGAAUUACUAUCCAGUUGUCGUCGUUGUCGUCGUCAGUGUUGUUUGAGGAAGUGUUGCAUGGUGAACGUCACAAAAACAGGAAUUGCCGUAACAACCACAAAUGCUAAAAAUGCCUUUAGCGAAUCCAAAUUUUGAUAAUUCGCAUCCCUUUCGGAGCGCCAAUGCCACGGGAGUCUCCAUGAAUGGCCUGGAAGCGUCCGCUUCUGGCAUGGAUUUCGACGAGACGAUGGAUGUGACGGAGCCAAUGGAAAUGGAGGAAGCAUAUGGCGGCGGGCGCGAACAUGAGAUUGAAGUGAGGGAAUUGGUCCGCGAAGGACACGAAAAAGCGGAUCCGUCGCAGUUUGAGUUGCUGAAGGUGCUGGGCGAAGGAUCUUUCGGGAAAGUUUUUCUCGUGCGAAAAGUCGUUGGGAAAGACGCGGGCACCCUUUAUGCCAUGAAAGUGCUGAAAAAGGCGACAUUAAAGGUGAAAGAUCGCGUUCGCAGUACCAACGAACGAAAUAUUUUGGCAGAUGUCGGUCACAAUUUCAUCGUUAAACUGCAUUACGCCUUUCAAACGCCCGGAAAAUUGUACUUGAUACUCGAUUUCCUGCGUGGCGGCGAUCUCUUCACACGUUUAAGCAAGGAAAUUAUGUUCACCGAAGAGGAUGUCAAAUUUUAUCUGGCUGAAUUAGCGUUGGCACUGAAUCAUUUGCACAGUUUGGGUGUCAUUUAUCGCGAUUUAAAGCCCGAAAAUAUCCUCCUCGAUCAAGAUGGACACAUUGCACUCACAGAUUUCGGACUUUCCAAGCAGCCCUUGGAUGGCGCGAAAACUUAUAGCUUUUGCGGCACCGUCGAGUACAUGGCACCGGAAGUUGUCAAUCGCAAAGGACACACUUUUGCUGCCGAUUGGUGGAGUUAUGGCGUACUGAUGUUCGAGAUGCUUACGGGAAAUCUUCCGUUUCACGGACAGAAUCGGCAAGACACGAUGAAUCAAAUUCUAAAGUCGAAACUGGGAAUGCCGGAGAAUUUGAGUCCGGAGGCGCAGAGUUUGUUGCGGGCGCUGUUUAAGAGAAAUCCGCAAAAUAGACUCGGAUCGUCGGAAAAUGGCAUCGAGGAUAUCAAGAGGCAUGAGUUUUUUGCGACAAUUGAUUGGCCCGCGCUCGAGAAGAAAGAGGUGAGGCCCCCAUUCAUUCCAGCCGUAUCGCGGGCAGACGACGCAUUUUAUUUCGACACAGAGUAUACGGAUAAGUCACCGAGUUCCUUCUUCAGAGACAGUCCAGGAGGUCCCAUAAGUGCGAGUGCUCACGAGAUUUUCCGCGGCUUUAGUUUCAUCGCACCCGGCCUACUGGAAGACCAGAAUCGAAAUAGUUCAAGUAGUUUAUCGCGUUCUCCCUUUGCGCCCAUCAGCUCGGAAAUUCCGGGUGUUCAAGCCACCGCAUUUGGCGACGAGUACAAUCUCAUGGAGGAACUGGGUGCCGGCACGUUCUCCGUUUGUCACUUGUGCGAACAAAAAACCACCAAAAAGCAGUUUGCUGUAAAAAUAAUCGAAAAGGCUGGGCACGAUUGCCGCGAAGAAAUCGAAAUUUUGCUGCGUUACGGCAACCAUCCGAACAUCGUGAAGCUCUUCGGUGUGCACGAGGACAUCCGAAACAUUUAUCUCGUGAUGGAGCUGUUGCGGGGCGGCGAACUACUCGAUCGCAUUCUCUUGAUUCAACGGAUGUCGGAAAUGGAGGCAGCGGCAGUGUUGCGAACAAUUGUGUCGGCAGUUGCGUUUUUGCAUUCGCAUGGCGUCGUGCAUCGCGACUUGAAACCGUCAAACAUGUUGUACGCUUCGAUAAGACAAACGCCGGAUUCGUUGAAAUUGUGCGAUUUGGGCUUCGCGAAGCAAUGGAGAGCCGAUAAUGGAUUACUUAUGACACCGUGCUACACGGCGAACUUUGUGGCGCCCGAGGUGCUGCGAAGACGGGGAUAUGACAUGGCAUGCGAUAUUUGGUCGUUGGGAGUGCUUUUGUACAUUAUGCUAGAUGGGAGAACGCCCUUUGCUUCGGGACCUGACGAGCCGGAACAGAUACUCGAGAGAAUUGAAUCUGGGAGAAUCGAUCUGGAAAAUGGGAAUUGGCAAACCAUAUCAAGCGAGGCAAAAGUCCUCAUCACGCAAAUGCUUCACAUUGUUCCGAGUAGUCGACCGACCGCCGAUCAAAUUCUCUGCAACCCCUGGCUCUGGCAAUUCAGUCAAGCCGGUUUCUCAGCCAGUCAACAUCAGAAUAACCACCACCAUCAACAUCAUCAUCAUCAUCAUCAUGGCAUGCAUCCCACGCAAGAACCCCAUCAAUUGCAGCAACAACUUCAACUUAUGCAAUUACAACAAAGUCAAGAUGUCGCGCAACAAAUGAUGCCGCAACAACAACAACAACAACAAUUCGCCGCGGCUCACAAUUCAAUGAACCUUCCGCAAAAUUCGGCAGUCAUACGGGAUGCCGUCAAGGCUACUUAUCGUGCAAUUUCAUCGCCGCAGGCCGCCAAUUUGGGUCCCGUGCAAAAUUCAGAGCUAGCUACACGGAGAUUCAACAGGAAUCGGUCAACGGUCGACAGUUCAUAACAAAAUUCAUCCGCUUCCGAGUCAGACAGCUUAUAAACGAGUCACUUUUUUUGAGUCUUUAAACAUUUUACAAAAAAAAAAAAACAUUCAAUAUAAUACAUACAAACAUAUUCAAUUUCACUAUAUAUAAAUAUUUAAAAAAAAAUACAAAAAACAUAUAUAUUUAAAAAAAAAUAAUAAUCAUCAUAAAAUUUUAUAUUAUUUUUUUUUAAUUAAAUCAGUUUUAGUCAAUUGACAAGUUAAACAUUUUCUCUCUGUCUCUGCUUUAAGCGUCAUAUAUGUUGUAAAUAUUAUUAUAAAAAAAUCUGAAAUUAUUAAAAAAAAAUUCCAAAUAUAAAAAUUAUACACAUUAUAAAUGUUUACCAAACGAAUUUUUCAAACUCUUUCCUUUCCUUCUCUUUUCUAAAAAAAAAAUUGAUAUUUAUUCUAAAAACAUUUCCAUCUCUAAAUCAUAUCAAUAUUUAAGUUUUAAAAUAAUAUUAAUUAGGAGCAUCCUUUUAAAUCU